UUUGCCCUUUCAAUUUUUCCUUAAGUUCACCAUCACAAUGUUUAGGUACUCGAUACUUUUCCUCGCUGCAGUUUUGUUCCUCGCCAACGCUCAUGCACUCACGCCUGUAGCUGCAACUCACGCUGAUUUGAACAACUUCAAAGCCAGGAUGUUGAGGUUGGUUCCAACCGGACCCAACCCAGGUUCUCCUCAUGCCGCACUAAACCAGGACCCAACCCGGGGCCUUCCUCUUGCUGCCGCUGAUUUGAACAAGUUCAAAGGCGGGAUGUUGAGGUUGGUUCCAAGCGGACCCAACCCAGGCUCUCCUCAUGCCGCACUAAACCAGGAACCAACCCAGGGCCUUCCUCUUGCUGCCGCUGAUUUGAACAAGUUCAAAGGCGGGAUGUUGAGGUUGGUUCCAAGCGGACCCAACCCAGGUUCUCCUCAUGCCGCUCAAAGCAAGGACGAUGCUCAUCAGCAAAUAACUGAACCUUGAUAUUUGCCACAAUCAAUAGACCCAACCCAAGUUCUCUUCCCCUUUAUGUUUUAUUAAUCCUAUAAAUGGAAACUAUGUUAAAUGGUUUUGAUGGGAGUAGGACUUUGGAUUAUGUUUAUGAUUUGUGUGCGUUUAAUUAUUUCCAGUCUGAUAAUGAUUGGUUUUAUGUGUUUUAGA
Mangifera indica (mango) is the source of this 652-nucleotide messenger RNA. RefSeq lists its product as uncharacterized. The record is from RefSeq and is a predicted model, not a curated record. NCBI's taxonomy places the organism in Eukaryota, Viridiplantae, Streptophyta, Magnoliopsida, Sapindales, Anacardiaceae. The coding region runs from base 38 to 475 and encodes 145 amino acids. The transcript is spliced from 2 exons.